UGAAGAACACAGCAUGCGUGUGUGGGGGUGUGUGCGUGCGUUUUUUUUUAUCUGGACGGACCACAUGGCAUGAAACUUGAUCUGAACUUCUUAUUUCUGGUGCUCCGAUUUUUUGUUGAAAAUUCGCCAUAUAGUAAUAUACCUACUUGAAACAGCCCUUUAAAUUCGGAGGAGGUAGUCAAUAGUCAUUGAGAUCCAGUUGACAUUCACAACAAGGGAAAUAUACUUGAAGUUCAGCUGCUUAAUAAAUUUUAUAGAUUGAACACCCCUCUUCACGCUGCCCGUACAGCUUAAAAAGAUGGCAACAAAUGUUGACUUGGUGGCAGACUUCCAGUCGGCCAAGAGGAAGGUUGAAAAAUACCACACCACCAUGAAGAGGAUUCCAACUGACGGAGUCCUACUCGGGGAAAUCUUAAAUGUCCCUGUGUACGAGUCGGAGAGCAACGAGAAUGUUCUGAACCUCGUUGAAAGUCUUUCCAAGCUGGCACAGCCAAGAUCUUUCUGCUGUGGUGGAUGGAUUGAGCUGAACACUUUCGACAAGAGGGCCAACUUGAAGAUGCUGGAAGAUAAGACGGUGCAGUACGGUUGGCCCAUCUGCGACCUCCCAGUGGACAAACUCUUGAAGCAUUGUACCCCUGCCCAGUAUGGGGACUUGGCCCGCCAGGCAACCGUUUAUGAUCCAAAUGUGCGUUUGGCACAUGAGUGCCCAGGGAGCAAGUUUGAGUUCAUGCAUAUCCCUAAAGACAGUGGAUACGUAAAUAUCCAAAGAUGGACCAGUUCAAGAGUUCCAAUGUUUCUUGAAGUAAUCCGUAAGAGGAUAUUGGAGACGCUUGUUGUGACUGGCAAAGACAUAACACUGCAACGCUACAAGCUGAAUGUGUACGGCAAAGGUGGAUUCUUCAGUGCCCAUGUUGACACACCAGUUGAUGCGGCUCUCAUGAUUGGAACAGUCGUUGUCUGCCUGCCCAGCAAGCACACUGGAGGAGUACUGAAGGUACAGCAUAAAGGGAUCAAAGAAGAGUUUAAGUUUGCUCAUUUGUCUGGUGAUGCUGAGAAGAUUCAGUGGGCGGCAUUCUACUCGGACUGCACCCAUGAGAUUCUGCCAGUUGAAGAUGGCCAUCGAGUCACAAUAACUUUUAACAUCAUUCAGAAGAGACCAGUAUCAAUUGGUUUCUCAGGCUGCAAAAGCGAGAAUUGCUUUGCCGGUCCUGUCGUCCAAGAAGACAAAGCUGAGAUAUUGGACAGCAUCAUUAGCGAUGCUGCUAAGAUUGCCACAGAUGUUGCUCAAGAUGAAGGCGUAGAGAUGUCUAAACUUGGCAUCUUCUUGAGACACAAGUACACCAUGUCUGCUCUCGCGGAAGCAAUUCUCAAGGGUUGUGACCAGACCCUCUACGAUGGCCUGACAUCAAAAGGCAUCAUCUGUCGCCUUCAGACGGUUCUUGUCCACGAAAUUGAGGUGAAUCUUGAGACUGACGAUGUAGAGGAAAGCAAAGAAGAACGGGAGCAGUAUGACGUCUUCUCCUUCAGCCAAGAGGACAUGGCAUUUGUGAACAAGCAGGGCCCCAAGCCGGAGCAUGCCCUUUGGGGGAAGAUGAAGUUUAUUCGAGAGUGGAGUAAAGAGAAGAUCAUGAUCAAUGAGGAGGACAGAGGAAGGGAAAACUACGGCAACUACACCGAGCCAGGUGAAACUGAGCGCCUGUACCUGCAGUCUGUUGUCAUCAUGGACAUCCCAGCGAAGAAACCCCCCAAAGAUAAAGCGAAAGAAUGUACUGGCUGUGCUGAUGAUGAUAAGCCUGCCACUUCAAACAAGAGUACAAAGUAAAGUAAAGGAAGAGGGUCAUACAAACUUUACUCCGUUAAGGAUUCCCCUUAAAACGUUUUUUACUUGAUGAUUGCUAAUUGUUGUUGUUGUUGUUGUUGUUGCUGCUGUUGUUGUAUUUUAAUACCAAGUUGUACUCUUAUAGCCUGCUGACCUUUGAAUAAUUAAAUGGUCUAAUGAUUAGUACAGUAGAUGGGUGUCUUUGAUGGGAUUGUGCCUUUGAUGAUAAGCAUCAAGUAUAGCACACUGGUGUCAGAGUAUGGCAUGAGAAGGAUUAUGUUGUGAGAGAGAUAUUUAGACAUGGAAGAUUUGUCCUUUAAAGAAAUAUACCGGUUGGUAGUUGCUUGUUAUUCUACCAACAUUUUUUUUCAGAAGGCCAAUCUACAAUGGCCCUCCAGCCAAAAUAUCCCU
This is a messenger RNA of Asterias rubens (European starfish), 2230 nucleotides long. RefSeq lists its product as uncharacterized. Bases 299 to 1822 code for a protein of 507 amino acids. Lineage: Eukaryota; Metazoa; Echinodermata; Asteroidea; Forcipulatida; Asteriidae. The transcript is spliced from 2 exons. The record is from RefSeq and is a predicted model, not a curated record.